This is a messenger RNA of Aspergillus tanneri, 1758 nucleotides long. RefSeq lists its product as uncharacterized. The coding region runs from base 1 to 1758 and encodes 585 amino acids. Gene Ontology annotation, molecular function: oxidoreductase activity; FAD binding. The transcript is spliced from 2 exons. NCBI's taxonomy places the organism in Eukaryota, Fungi, Ascomycota, Eurotiomycetes, Eurotiales, Aspergillaceae. The record is from RefSeq and is a predicted model, not a curated record.
AUGUUCUGGUCUCUUAUCUUCUUAGCUGCGACGGCCGCCGCCGCAGCCAUCGACACUCCAUCAUGUCGCUGCACACCAUCCCAACCAUGCUGGCCCUCCGAUCAGAAAUGGCAAACGCUGAACGAGUCCGUCUCAGGCCAUCUGAUCACAGUCCGACCAGUGGCAUGGCCAUGCCACGAUCCGACGCUGGACCCGGAACGAUGCCAAGCCCUGAGCGCCUUCAAAAUCUACUCUUCCUGGCGACGAGAACAGCCAGGUGCCCUGCAGUAUCCGAACUGGGAGGCGUUGCCAUCCGCUAACCAAAGCUGUUACUUUGAUACCGAUCCCUCGGUGCCCUGCGGUCAGGGGAGAAUCUCCGAGUACUCCGUAGUCGCGGAGACUGUCGAGGAUAUCCAGGCCGCUGUCAGAUUUGCCAGAGAUCAUGGUCUUCGUCUGGUGGUUAAGAAUACGGGUCACGAUUUUCUAGGUCGUUCGGCUGCGCCGCAUUCGUUGCAGAUUGCUACCUACAAGAUGAGAGGCAUCUCGUUUUCUGAGAAUUUCGUGCCCAAGGGUGCCCCCCGUCAGAAUCAGGGGGUGGGAUCAACGGUGACUAUCCAAGCUGGCGCUGUGUUGAAUGAGAUCUACCAAGCCGUGCAGAAGAAGGGGAAAAUGGCUGUGUUAGGGGGAGCUCAUACCGUCGGUGCUGCAGGAGGGUAUAUUCAGGGAGGAGGACAUUCGCCCAUCGGGGCGUGGAAGGGCAUGGCGUCCGAUAAUGCGGUGGAGUUUGAGGUGAUCACCGCUGAUGGAGAGAGAGUCAUCGCCAACCAAUACCAACAUCGCGACCUGUUUUGGGCCCUGCGUGGCGGCGGCGGAGGCACAUUUGGCAUCGUCACCAGAGUCACUCUGCGCACCUUUGACGAGAAGCCCGCAGUCGCUGUCAACAUGACCGUGGCAAUGCCGUGGAGUCCGAAUUCCAGCUACUGGGACAUCGUGGCGGAGUUCAGCUCGCAGGUCCCCCGUCUCAACGACGAGCUCUGCUCGGGGUACUUGUUCAUGCUGCCCAAGGAUGAGGCUAAUGGACUCAAUAUCUCCGUGCUGCAGGGCACAAUUGCCUGUCUGGAUCAGUCAACUGCGAAGCCUGUCGACCAGCUGUUCGACUCGAUUCUCGCUCCCAUCCGCAGUCACCCCGGGGUCACCGUCUUGUACAACGCAACGGCCUACCCGACGACGUACGGGGCCCUGAACAGUCUGAUCAUGUUGGGUGCUGAAUCCGAUAUCACCGGUGGCCCGGUCAUUCUGGGUUCUCGUCUCAUCUCUCGCGACUUUCUCCGGUCGUCGGACGGGAGCAAACAGUUCGCUCAUACCCUGUCCCAGCUCCCGAUGGAUAAUGGGGCCGCGAUCCUGGCCCAUCUGAUUGCUGGAGGACAAGUCCAGAAGAAUGCGCACAUCGAGAGUGCUCUCAAUCCUGUCUGGCGCAAGACCGGUCUGCAUAUUGUCUGGACGCGGUCCUGGACUCCCAGGGCCUCGGAGAAGGAGAUCCACGCCGUGAAGCAGCAGGUCUCCAGGGAAGUUGAGGUCUUUCGGGCAUUAGAGCCGGAGAUGGGGGCAUAUCUCAACGAGGCAUAUCCUUAUGAAGAAGACUUUCAACGGUCCUUCUGGGGGGAGAAUUAUGGGCGAUUGUAUGCCAUCAAGCAGACGGUGGAUCCUCGGGGAUUGUUUAUUGCGAGAAAGGGGGUGGGGAGUGAAGAUUGGGAUGAGGAGGGAUUCUGUCGGGUUUGA